AUGAGAAGGUACUGGAGUGAGAAACAAGUACCAGGAGGAGCGGCCAGUACUGGAGGCCGGGGUGGAGGAGGAGGAGCGGCCAGUACUGGAGGCCGGGGUGCAGGAGGAGGAGCGGCCAGUACUGGAGGCCGGGGUGGAGGAGGAGGAGCGGCCAGUACUGGAGGCCGGGGUGGAGGAGGAGGAGGGCCAGUACUGGAGGCCGGGGUGGAGGAGGAGGUACUGGAGGCCGGGGUGGAGGAGGAGGAGGGCCAGUACUGGAGGCCGGGGUGGAGGAGGAGGAGGGCCAGUACUGGAGGCCGGGGUGGAGGAGGAGGAGCGGCCAGUACUGGAGGGCGGGGUGGAGGAGGAGGAGGGCCAGUACUGGAGGCCGGGGUGCAGGAGGAGGAGCGGCCAGUACUGGAGGCCGGGGUGGAGGAGGAGGAGCGGCCAGUACUGGAGGCCGGGGUGCAGGAGGAGGAGCGGCCAGUACUGGAGGCCGGGGUGCAGGAGGAGGAGCGGCCAGUACUGGAGGCCGGGGUGCAGGAGGAGGAGCGGCCAGUACUGGAGGCCGGGGUGGAGGAGGAGGAGCGGCCAGUACUGGAGGCCGGGGUGGAGGAGGAGGUACUGGAGGCCGGGGUGGAGGAGGAGGGCCAGUACUGGAGGCCGGGGUGGAGGAGGAGGAGCGGCCAGUACUGGAGGCCGGGGUGCAGGAGGAGGAGCGGCCAGUACUGGAGGCCGGGGUGGAGGAGGAGGAGCGGCCAGUACUGGAGGCCGGGGUGGAGGAGGAGGAGGGCCAGUACUGGAGGCCGGGGUGCAGGAGGAGGAGGGCCAGUACUGGAGGCCGGGGUGCAGGAGGAGGAGCGGCCAGUACUGGAGGCCGGGGUGGAGGAGGAGGAGCGGCCAGUACUGGAGGCCGGGGUGCAGGAGGAGGAGCGGCCAGUACUGGAGGCCGGGGUGCAGGAGGAGGAGCGGCCAGUACUGGAGGCCGGGGUGGAGGAGGAGGAGCGGCCAGUACUGGAGGCCGGGGUGCAGGAGGAGGAGCGGCCAGUACUGGAGGCCGGGGUGCAGGAGGAGCGGCCAGUACUGGAGGCCGGGGUGGAGGAGGAGGUACUGGAGGCCGGGGUGGAGGAGAGAGGCGGGGACAGGGAGACAGUGGUGCCACACCACCACACAACACCAGCGGGUGGUCACAGUGCUGGCGGCCGUCACGUGCUGGCUGGUCCACUCAUCAACACUUCACACUGUGUUAAUGUCUGUAGUGACAGCUUGCGAGGCAGAGGCCACCAAGAUGGCACUAUAGACGUAAUGGUAAGGAAAUAA
Procambarus clarkii (red swamp crayfish) is the source of this 1299-nucleotide messenger RNA. NCBI's taxonomy places the organism in Eukaryota, Metazoa, Arthropoda, Malacostraca, Decapoda, Cambaridae. The record is from RefSeq and is a predicted model, not a curated record.